UUUGGGGGUGGGGGAAGGAGAGAGAAGCAGCAACUGGAAUGUUCUGCCUGGCUCUGGGAUCUGACCAUUUUGUGGGUGUGUUGGACAUUUAAGUUUGGCGAGCGUCUGAGUUCCGGAUUAUAUUUAGAAGAAAGAGAGAGAAAGGGGAGGAGGAAAUUCAUCGAUUUAAAGGGACAAGAUUGUCACUUUGAUGGAAAGUUUAACGCCUGGGAUUUAAAUGAAGCUUUGGCUUUGAGGAAGAGGUGGAAGGAUUUUUUUUUUUUAAAAUGCCGAUUGUGAGUAAUUCCCAAGCGAAUGGGGAGCGUCGGCGGCGGCGUCCCCGGUUCAAUGCCCCGCUCCCGGGUAAGCGCGGCUCCCGGUGCCAUGCAGGAGGAAUCCGGCAACAAGACUCCACCGAGGCGGACGGGAGCCAGCUCUUGCUGCAGACGGACAAUGCCCGAGGCGGCCGCGUCUCGCCGUGCCCAGGCCCGGCCAGUUCACUCAGGCCCCGGGCUCAGGGAGCCGGCUGCAGCUCCGCUCUCCAGGGCGGCUCGGGGGCGCUGCUGGCCGCUCGGCGCAAUGCCAGGAUCUCCCCAGCAGCAGGAGAGCUGAAUUCAUCUUUUCAGUACCAGGCAAGCCUGCACACUUAUAAUUGUAAUGAGGAAGGUGACAACAAGAGUGACGACAGUCCCAGCCCAAAACGCCGGCGUCUCUCUCAUUCUGUCCUUGAGAUCCAGAGUGCAUCUCCUCCUCAGACGCCACCAAUGCGACCAUGGGAAAUAACAGUGAAUAGGCGGCCUCCCUCAGCCCCUUUCAACCAGCGACGAUUCUCAGGGGAACGGUGCAAUACACCAGCACAUCACAGGAGAAGUCCUCCUGCGCGACGCCAGUGGGGUAGGCGUGACAGGCCUUUGCAUAAUCCCAUAAACCAGGAUGAAAACUACCACCAUCCUCCAUAUUCACAGCAACUGCCUAUAGAUGAAAAUCGAUCUUACAAUCACACAAGCCUAUCACCACGUAUGCUUCAUCCUGCUGCACAUCCUCCGCAGCAAAACCCCGUCAUGGUGGAUCUCCACGAACAGAUGCAUCAAGGAACAGUUCCGGUGUCCUACACUGUAACCACAGUAACGGCACAUGGUUUUCCACUCCACGCAGGGCAACAUAUCCCAGGGUGCAACACGCAACAGGUCCCAGCAUGCUCAGUAAUGUUCAGUGGACAGCACUACCCAGUGUGCUGUGUCCCACCACCUCUGAUUCAUGCGUGCACAAUGCAGCAUCUGCCAGUCUCUUACCAAGCCUUCCCUCCACUUAUCUCCGGUGAACAUUUUAUACUGCACCCUCCCCAUCUGCCACCCCACCAGCAUCCCCACCUUCCUCCCUUGGGCCAGUUUGUUCCAAUCCAGCCACAGCACCCACGACUGCCCCUGCAGAGGAUAGAGAAUGAAGUAGAAAUGAGGGGGGACCAGCACCCAGUUGGUGGUUUUACAUACCCGCCUUCACAUCAUCCCCCUGCCAUGCCAACUUCUGUCCCCCUGCAGUAUCUUCCUCAUGAUCCCUUACACCAGGAAUUGCCCUUUGGAGUGCCAUACCCACAUGUUAUGCCACGGAGAAUGACUGGACAACGAUAUCGCUUACAACAGCCUUUGCCACCACCUCCACCCUAUUACCCUAGUUUCCUGCCAUAUUUCUUAUCAAUGCUUCCAGUGCCUCCUGCAGUGGGACCAGCCAUUAGUGUGGAGCUAGAGGUGGAGGAUGUAGAAGUGGAAAAUUAUGAGGCACUGCUAAACUUGGCCGAACGAUUGGGAGAAGCUAAGCCGCGGGGACUCACCAAAGCAGACAUAGAGCAGCUUCCGUCCUAUAGGUUUAAUCCUGAAAAUCACCAGUCAGAACAAACCUUGUGUGUAGUGUGCUUUAGCGAUUUUGAGUCAAGGCAGCUACUUAGAGUCUUACCCUGCAACCAUGAGUUCCAUGCAAAGUGUGUUGAUAAAUGGCUGAAGACCAAUCGUACAUGUCCUAUCUGUCGAGCUGAUGCUUCUGAAGUUCACCGAGAUUUAGAGUAAAGCCAUUUCCGCAGCACAAUAUUUGAAGACGUUACCUAGGUGACGUGGGAGAGCACAAUGUUCACCCACUCAUCUGUGUUACCUUAAGCCUUCCCCUUGAACAACAGCAAUCUAGGAUCUUAUCUGGAGUCCUGUUACCUCUGUUUGCACCGUGCGAUUUGAUGACUUCAGCAAACACCUAGUAUCUUCGCUUAGAAACAGUUAUGGAGUUGUGUUGUACUAACAUUGUGUUCCAAACUCCAAAGAUUUUAACCUGCGUGUAUUUUGAUGUGUAUUAACAUUUUAUAGUUUGUAUGAUCAUUCCAAGUAUUGACACGAAAUUUGAGGGGUUGUGAUCUCAUCAUAUGCUCGAAAAGAAACAGUAGGUGGAAGACGAUGGGGUACUCUGCCCAAUAAACCCUCCAGCAUACUGUACUGAUGGAGCGAAGCAGGAUGCUUGAGAAGUGUGUGCGUGUGCGCGUGCGUGCGCGUGUCUGUUAUCUGUGUAAUGUCUGAAUGUACCUAUCCAUGUUUUCUUGUAUUUGUACCAUACACUGGUCUAGUUCUCUUGUGUGCCUUUGCACACACUAUCCUAACCACUUCCAAAAUAUUUCCUGUAUCGUUUGCAUGAAUAACAGUGCGUGAAUGUGUUUGAGUGAAAGGUUAGAGGAGGGAAAAUAUUUAAUGUGCACAUAUGCAUGCGUGUCCAGCCAGCUUGGACUGGUGAUGACUAGCUCUAUCCAGCUGUGGGUGGGGGUGGGAAUCUGUGCUCAGCUAUUACUGCCAUGCACUGUACUGCACACAUACCUAAGCUCACAGCCUUUGUGGUGCAAAAAUUAUUCCAAGCAGCUAAAUUAUUUAGGAUUUGUGGUUGUUGAUUGCUCUGUAGAUGCCACCAAUUGUUUACCAAUGAUUUAUGUGGUGGGAUAGUGGAUUGUUUACUGUUUUAAUUAGUCCUGACCUGAGGGACGGUGGACUCUGUAGGAGACCCAUUGGCCAGGGGCCAGGGCCCUGUGUUCUGUGUUAGGAAGAUUUUUGCUUUGGUACUUGCACAGUUACAGUUACCUCAUUUUGCCAUGUAUGUAUUUGAAAUUUGCUAAUAUAUAUAUAGGAAAUGGUUCUGAUGCUAAACAUUUUGUGUUUUCAUCCCAUUUGAAUCAUAUUGUUGUAGCAUUUAACAUAACUAGUUAUAAUGUAUUAUACAUCUGUAAACCAAAUUGUUUCAGAGACGAAAUUUUUAACAGAUUUGUACUUUUUUUAUGAAAGUUGCUAGUUAUGCUUUACCAGGUAGUGCAAUCAUUUUUUAUUGUUGUGGCUGAUUUGAGAGGGUUGUUCACUAAUAAAUGUAUGAUGUAUACCAACAUAA
Messenger RNA from Chiloscyllium plagiosum (whitespotted bambooshark), 3384 nucleotides. RefSeq names its product ring finger protein 44 (gene rnf44). Gene Ontology annotation, biological process: protein ubiquitination. Gene Ontology annotation, molecular function: ubiquitin protein ligase activity. NCBI's taxonomy places the organism in Eukaryota, Metazoa, Chordata, Chondrichthyes, Orectolobiformes, Hemiscylliidae. The record is from RefSeq and is a predicted model, not a curated record.